Molecule: messenger RNA, 2690 nt
Organism: Abrus precatorius (Indian licorice)
Lineage: Eukaryota; Viridiplantae; Streptophyta; Magnoliopsida; Fabales; Fabaceae
Product: F-box protein At2g26850-like
Exons: 5
Coding region: 1041-2246 (401 amino acids)
Molecular function (GO): protein binding
Source: RefSeq, a predicted model, not a curated record
AACAUAACCUCAGCCUCCCAUUCACUUUGCAUAAACAACUAUUCCUUUUCCAUUCAUUGUCCACCAAUUUUUCUCUAUAUUGUGCCACACAUAGAACAACAACAACAACAAGAAGAAGAAAGAGAGAAUUCUGUGAUUGCAUAAGAGAGGAUAAUAAUUGAGGUGUGGUGAAGAAUUUGUUGGAGUGAGGGGAGGACCCACCUACCCUUCACAUUCAUCAUACUCUUCAUCAAUCUCUUUUUAAUCCUUUUCUGUAUUUUCUAACUGCACCACCCCAAGGAUUGUCCUUUGCCUUGGUUCCAUUGUUUUUGUGGAUCUUGAGGUGUUAGGUGGGCCUCAUAGGUUCUCAUACUGCUUCAGUUUCAAUUAGCUAGAUCUAGACAGGAAUUAUAUUCCCAGAAUAUUUAUUUACUUACCAAUGAGAUUUUGAGAUUCUGCAGAUAUGGUUCUUAUUAUAUAGACUAAAUUGCCAUCUUUUUUUUUUAUUUUUCAGUUCCGUUACCUUGUGUUAUAAAACCUGUUAUCAAAUCUUUGGUGCCCCCACCUGCAUUGGUUUGCUGUGUUCCUCUUCUCAUAAGGACCAUUUCUACACAUUUUUCACUCUUCAUUGAAUGACAGCUGUUUAGGUUGACUACACGGUUGUGUUGUUCUCUUCUCUUUAUUGGUUAGCAUUAAGUUACUGUGAGCCUUGUUUGUUACCCAAUUCCCAUAAUAGUGGCUCAAGGCAAUUUUCAUGGUUCAUUCAUAUUGUCUACCUAAUUUAUUCUGAUCUAGCUUUUGUCUAGGAGGCCCACCAUUGGGUUUUGGUGGGCUUUCAUUGAACCAAUAAAAAAAAUCCAUCUUUAAAAGGUGUUUUGUUUUGAAGGUUUCAAAUUGCUUCUGUGUUUCUUUCCAUCAGGUAAGGAAAGUGUCAUUUGUGUCAAAUAGUGAGGUCAUUUUGGUUUUCCUCUUGUUAGCCAUUGUUGUUGCACAAUUGGCAUUAAGGCUCUAUCAUUUAUGCCAAACUCAAACUUGACCUGUGAAAGACAUCCUAUCUGCUAAUGCUACUUUACUUUAUCACUUGCAUCUCCUUCUUUCUGUUUUUAAAGCCUUUCCUCUUUCUCAAACCACUUCCAUCAUGGACAGGUGAGGUGAGGUUGAUCUCCCUUUUGUUUUACAAAGAGUUGUGUGUGAAAUCCUUAUCUAAGUUGUUUAGGAAUCGCCUUUGGCUUGGUUUUCUUUGUCAAAUUCCUACAAGAAUGUCUCUUGUGAAGAAGACUCUUAAUUCAAAGGUGGAGAAUAUUGACGAUUCCCAAGACAUGUCACUGUUGGACUUGCCAGAAUUGGUGUUGGAAUGCAUUCUUGAAAAGCUCCCUCCAGCUUCACUUUGUCAAAUGGCUGGAGUUUGCCAUUCCUUGAGGGAGAGAUGUGUGAGUGAUCACCUUUGGGAGAGGCACAUGAAACAGAAAUGGGGUAGAGUCAUUGGUUCAGUUGCUUAUAGGGAGUGGAAAUGGCAUGUUGCUUCCAAAAGGAGUGCUGGAAGUCUUAGACAUGGCAAGCAAAGAAGCUUGAUGAAGCUUGUGUCCCUUCGUUGGCCUUUUUCAUGGAUGAGAACCAAGGUGGAUGAAAAUAAUAGCGAAAAUCAGCGAAGUUAUUCACCUCCUGAUUCAUUCAUGACUUGGUAUCUUGCUCUUGAGACUGGCAAUUUUUGGUUUCCUGCUCAGGUCUAUAACCGUGAGAAUGGCCAUGUUGGAUUUAUCCUAUCAUGCUAUGAUGCUGAGCUUAGCUAUGAUCCUCACACUAACACCUUCCAAGCCAGGUAUCCACCACAUGGAAGAAGAGCUGCUGCAGUAGAGCAUGGCAUUCCAUGGGAAAGGCUAAGGGCGCCGCCUGUUGAUACUCCUCCACAUGAUCUUCAUAUCUCUGAUUGUCUAAGUGAUUUGCAUCCAGGUGAUCACAUAGAGAUCCAAUGGAGAAGAAACAAAGAAUUUCCUUAUGGUUGGUGGUAUGGUGUUGUAGGCCACUUGGAGUUUUGUGAUGGGAAUGAAAAUUACUGCCGUUGUCAUAGUAGUGACACAGUGGUGUUAGAGUUCCAUCAGUACACUCAUGACUCACGUUGGAGAAGAACAACUAUAAGUAGGAAAGAUCACAGGGAGGAAGGAAAUGAGGCUGAUGGCUUUUAUGGAGGAAUCAGAAAGAUUAAGAAUGAGAAUGAGAAUGAGAUUUCCAUUUGGAAAAGCCUUUGGCCUUCUGAAGUCUUGGACUAAUCAGAUCAAGUUUUUCACUUAGCAUUAUGACAAGACUCAAGACUAGUAUUCUCAUUUUCAUCAUUCUAGGCAGGUACUUCUGCAUCAGAGAAAAAGGGGUGUCUCAUUCAGCCAAAUGAGCAUUGAGACCAUCCUAUACUUCACCCCUUUUUUCGAUUUUUUUUCAUGGGAAAGUUUAGGCCUCUCCAAGUGAUUUCAAUCAAUGUAUAUAACUCAUUUUCAUUUAUGAUUUAUGCACACUGCUGGCAUAGAAUAUUCACUCCACAAUAUAUAGAAUGAUUAGAAUCAAUCUGAUGAUAUUCUCAAAUAUUUAUAGAUUUGAAAUCACAUAGCAAUAUAGCUUCCGUACCAAGAAAUGUAAGAUGUAGUUCAGACAUUAUUCAUGUGAAAGUGGAUCAUUAGCAAUAUGUCUAAAGAAUGCCCUCUCUCUGUGCGGAUUGAGUU